GCGGUAGGGUCGUUUAUAGGGUUCGAUCCCCGGCUCCGGCAGAUGCUCGUCCGGGCUGCCUGGGGUAGAGACGCGCCGGCUUUUACAUGCCGCCCCACCAGGCCGGGCCGGGUGAAUCACGCCGCAGCCCGAGAAGGGGCGGAGGUGCCGGCUCCCUGGCUCCGGCUGCGUGACUCACCCGCCCCCGCCGCCGCCGCUUCGGGAGGAGCCGCCUCUACUACCUUCCGGAAGCGAGCGAAGGCCGGGAGCGCAGAACAGCCCGCCAGGGGUCCUGGCCUGCCCAGCCCCGAGUGGCAGCUAGGAACUACAGCCAGGAUGCCUGGACAAUGCUGAGUAAGGGUCUGAAGCGCAAGCGGGAGGAGGAGGAGAAGGAGGAAACCCUGGCAGUGGACGCAUGGUGGCUGGAUCCCGGCCACCCAGCAGUGGCACAUACACCCCCAACUGUGACCUCCAGCUCCCUCUUUGACCUCUCGGUGCUCAAGCUCCACCAUAGCCUGCGACAGAGUGAGCCAGACCUGCGGCACCUGGUGCUGGUGGUGAACACGCUGCGGCGGAUCCAGGCAUCCAUGGCCCCCACAGCUGCCCUGCCCCCUGUGCCCAGCCCUCCUGCAGCCCCCAGCAUGGCUGACAACCUACUGGCCAGCUCGGACGCUGCCCUCUCAGCCUCCAUGGCCAGCCUCCUGGAGGACCUCAGCCACAUUGAGGGCUUGAGCCAGGUUCCUCAACCUUUGGUAGAUGAAGGGCUGCCAGGCCGCCCCAUUGGGGGUACCCCACCUGGCCUGGGUGCCUUGGACCUGCUGGGCCCAGCCACUGGCUGUCUGCUGGACGAUGGGCUUGAGGGCCUGUUUGAGGACAUUGAUACCUCCAUGUAUGACAGUGAACUUUGGGUACCAGCUUCUGAGGGCCUCAAACCUGGCCCUGAAGAUGGACCGAGCAAGGAGGAAGCUCCAGAGUUGGAUGAGGCAGAGCUGGACUACCUCAUGGACGUGCUGGUGGGCACACAAGCACUAGAGCGACCACCAGGGCCGGGGCGCUGACCACUAGACCUGGAGUGGUUGUCUGGUAUCCGAACUGAGCCUGGUGGGUGGACCAGCUUUCCUUGGAAUGACACAGCUGGCCCCUAGUACAGAGAGAGGAUUUGGGCCAUGCUGGAGAGACAGCAUCCAGUUCUGGGUGACUUCACAUCUCUACUUUUGUCUCAGGACUGGUGGGAAAGUCUGGGAUUGGGCCCUUGUGACAGAAUCUGGUGGCUGGAUUGUGUUUGGGCCAAGCCUCAUGCUGGACUGAUUCCCUGGGGUCAUAGCUGGGCUGUUCCUUCCCUGAUGUGGGAAGAGACCCCAACCAUUUUUUGAAAUUAAAAUAAGUCCUGGGAAAUCUCAA
This is a messenger RNA of Tupaia belangeri chinensis (Chinese tree shrew), 1380 nucleotides long. It is a transcript of the gene SERTAD1, whose product is annotated as SERTA domain containing 1. Gene Ontology annotation, cellular component: nucleus. Bases 327 to 1037 code for a protein of 236 amino acids. The record is from RefSeq and is a predicted model, not a curated record. The transcript has 2 exons. NCBI's taxonomy places the organism in Eukaryota, Metazoa, Chordata, Mammalia, Scandentia, Tupaiidae. Gene Ontology annotation, molecular function: transcription regulator activity.